AGUGCAGCGCAGAAGCUCUUCUGUUCUGCUCUCGGCGGAGAAGAUGAUGGUGACUCUGCUGAAACGAGACCGCGACUCAUAAAUCCACAACAAAUCGUGUCGUGCCUGUGAUAUUCCGCGCCACCGAGAAUCCGUAAACCCGAAGAGACUCCCCAACAGAUCGAGAGAAAGGGGCCCGAGUUCACAAUGACCAACGAGGAACCUUUGCCCAAGAAGGUUCGCCUCAGUGAAUCUGACAUGAAGACCUUGACCAGAGAAGAGUUGUGUACAAGGUGGAAGCAGCACGAUGCAUACGUCCAGGUCCUGGAGGCUAAAUAUGCAGAGCUGUGUUCCAAUGAUGUGCCAGGACUGAAGGAGUCGGAGGAAAAGCUCAAGCAGCAGCAGCAGGAGUCUGCACGCCGGGAGAACAUUUUGGUCAUGCGACUUGCCACCAAGGAGCAGGAAAUGCAAGAGUGCACGACUCAGAUUCAGUACCUCAAGCAAGUCCAGCAGCCGAGUGCGGCCCAACUGCGGUCAUCCAUGGUGGACCCAUCCAUCAACUUGUUUUUCCUCAAAAUGAAGGCUGAACUGGAACAGACUAAAGACAAACUGGAGCAGGCCCAAAAUGAACUGAGUGCCUGGAAAUUUACACCUGAUAGCCAAACAGGGAAGAAACUGAUGGCCAAAUGUCGAAUGCUGAUUCAGGAAAACCAGGAGUUGGGACGGCAGCUGUCCCAGGGACGCAUCGCCCAACUGGAAGCUGAGCUGGCCCUGCAAAAAAAGUACAGUGAAGAGCUCAAGAGCAGCCAGGACGAACUGAAUGACUUUAUCAUCCAGCUCGAUGAGGAGGUGGAAGGAAUGCAGAGCACCAUCCUUGUCCUGCAGCAGCAGCUGAAAGAGUCGCGCCAGCAGCUCUCUCAGUCCCAGGGGGCCUCGGCCGGAGCAGGACCCAGUAGGACUUCCCCAACGAACUCAUCUGGUGAACCAUCCACUCAAGCAGAGCAGGCCGGCGCUCCCUCCGAACCAAUGGGCAAAGACUACGGGAGGGUGUCCAACGGUCCAAGCAACGGCAAUUCGUCCCAGAGGAGCGAGACCACCACGCCCAGCCUGUACCGGGAGGUAAGCAGCACCGAGGAAGACUUCCCAAUGUCCCCCGUGGUCUCCAGCCCCGGUGAAACUGAGACCAAACUCUCCAACCACUCAGAGGAGGUGCCAGGGAGUCGGACUGCUUCCAGGAGAGCUGGAGGACCCGUGGGUUUCGGGAGCCAGCUGAGUGCAGGGUAUGAGAGUGUGGACUCUCCGACAGGCAGCGAGACAUCAUUGACUCAGCACUCGAAUGACACGGACUCCACCACCGAUCCCCACGAGGACAAGGCUGCCCUGGUGACCAAGGGCGGUAGGACUGCAGGGUCACGGCACGCUCACAAUGGCCUGGACUCCAGCACAAGCGAUGGUGCAGUCUUGUAAUGUACUUUACCAUGUACUGUCAUUUAUUUUUUUUUUAUUUUUAUUUUUUUUUAAUAUACAAUAUACAAAACAAGGCAACAAAUUAGUAGUCUGUAACAGCACUGCUGUCCAAGAAGUUUUUUCACAUCGUCCCCUUGAGUAUCGUGAUGGCUUUGUCACAUUUGUGUUGCUUAACAGGAAUAUAACAGGAAAGGAUUAAUGUUAGACAAGAAAUGCGUUGAUGUAUGAUUUAACACUAGUAUGUUUCACUGAUGUUCAUUUGAGCAAGUCUAUAAUGUUUGUUUGAGCUCUUGACACUGAAAUCAGGCAUCUGGUGUUGUAACCCAUUGUAAGGUUGUUUGGAUUACAGUAGACUCACUUCAAGGUCAUUUUUAGAUGUUCACCUGUGGGUUUUUUUUCUUUUAAAUACAAUUUUUAUUUUUAAUUUGGCAAAGAUUUCUGUUUGAAACAUUCUGCUGAAAUGUGAGUUUUUCUUUUGAAAUGUUCAUAUUCUGAUUUCAGCCCUUUUCAUGUACUGACCAAAUAUCAAUAAAAAUUUCUAAUACCACA
This is a messenger RNA of Cololabis saira (Pacific saury), 1995 nucleotides long. It is a transcript of the gene wtap, whose product is annotated as WT1 associated protein. The coding region runs from base 187 to 1446 and encodes 419 amino acids. Gene Ontology annotation, biological process: regulation of alternative mRNA splicing, via spliceosome. Gene Ontology annotation, cellular component: nucleus. Lineage: Eukaryota; Metazoa; Chordata; Actinopteri; Beloniformes; Belonidae. The transcript has 8 exons. The record is from RefSeq and is a predicted model, not a curated record.